AUGAGUGAUAGGGGCAAGCAUUUGCUUGUGUUAGUACAUGGCCUAUGGGGGUCACACACACAUAUGGGUACGCUUAAGCAGUUGCUUGCGGAAACUUUUGCUGAGGACGACGAGUUCAAUGAGGACGAGAUACUGUUCUAUUUGCCUCGUGAGAACGGUUAUCUGAAGACGCUUCAUGGGGUGGAUUACAUGGGGUACCAGGUGAUUAUUGAGUUGUGUGAAUUUGUGAAGAAUUAUGGUGAGCGGCGGAUAGGCAAGAUUAGUUUUAUUGGGUAUUCGAUGGGCGGGUUGGUAUCGCGAUAUGUUAUUGGGAAGAUAUUUACGGAGUGCAAGGAAUUGUUUGGACACAUGGAGCCUGUGUUCUAUAUGAGUUUUGCUACGCCCCACCUUGGUCUUGAGUUUUACACGUCGCAGGAUCCCAAUUCUAAGUCUCUGGUGAUGGAUGUGUUUUUAAUGUUUUUACGGUUUAUCGGGAUGCACGCGUUGGGUCGCAGCGGCAGGCAGAUGUUUUUGGCCUAUGAGCAAGAUGAUACGUUGGUGAAGUUGACUGAGGGUGAAUUUAUCAAGCAGCUGGGCCGCUUCAAAUACCGGAUUGCGUUUGCAAAUGUGAAGAAUGAUCGUACGGUGGCGUUUUACACGUCGUUUAUCAGCGACUACGAUCCCUUUAUCGAGACUAAUAACAAAUUGUUAUACAAAUUUGAUACGCAGCUCCCUACCAAAGGAGUUCUUGGUGUGAACCCCCGGAUUGUGGAUUUUGCCAAUCUUGAUCCUUCUGUGAAGUGCCCAAAUAACCGCAAAUUCCACCUGGUGUUGUUCUGGUGUGUAGUGUUCCUCUCUCUGGCGUUUACGGUGUUCCCCCUAGUUCUGGUGUUCAAUCUGAUGGCAACAAUAUAUAGUUAUGCGGUUACUAUCGCCGAACAGUCCCAGAUAGCCAAGGGUGAUGGACGUCAGAUUCUCAGGCAGAAAUUGGGGUUGGAAAACAACAGUAACGUUACAACCGGUGCCGAGACAUGUGAACCUGAUACCGAUUCGGCGGAUGUCUCGGCUAGAUGUCCUUCAGGAGAAAGCGAGUCCAUCUCAUGGAGCAGGUUUUUGGCGAAAUAUUCAUCGAACACUCGUAUAGGCAACAAAUUUCGGAGAUUGCCCUUUGAUCCUAAACGCGCUAAAAUGUUCGCCAAUUUAAACAAGUUAACCUGGAUCAGGAUUCCCAUUUACAUCAAAUCAAUCAACUCCCAUGACGGCAUUGUCGUGAGAAACGGUCUCAAAGCAUCUUCGACCAUGAGUAUCGCCUGUGCCUGCUUCACUGCCCAUUUCACGAAGUACAUAUUAUUACAAGAACAAAAAAGGGCCAAAUAA
Eremothecium cymbalariae DBVPG#7215 is the source of this 1356-nucleotide messenger RNA. RefSeq names its product putative hydrolase (gene LPL1). The record is from RefSeq and is a predicted model, not a curated record. Gene Ontology annotation, molecular function: monoacylglycerol lipase activity. The transcript has a single exon. Bases 1 to 1356 code for a protein of 451 amino acids. NCBI's taxonomy places the organism in Eukaryota, Fungi, Ascomycota, Saccharomycetes, Saccharomycetales, Saccharomycetaceae.